UGCCGCUGUUUUUUUGAUGGCGCACGUCUACAUCUACAUGGAAAUGAAGUGCUGACUGUAUAAGCGGACAUUACACAGUAGUUCCUGGAGACUAUUUAUCAUCCCGGUCGACAGGUGGCGGUAAAGAGGACGACUCGGUUUUAAACCACUUCCUAGCAACCGUCCCUGGAUACGCGCUGGCGGAAGCGCGCCGCUUAGUGCGGGAAGAUAACAACAAUAUGGAGCGCGAAGAGGAGGACACUGCGGAUGUGGCACUGCCCCAAAGGGAAAAGAGUGUGCACCAAGUAGAAGAUCAUUCUCUUGGAGCCAUGGGUGCCUUGGAUCUGGAGGCUUUGCAACUCCAGUUCCAGGACAGCAACCUCUCUCCGGCUCUCCCUCUCCUGCAGUUGCCCACAACAAAACACAACCUGACUGAAUUUUCUUUAUUUCAUCACAGUGCUGUGGAAUUUGCUGCUUUAAGGCCGUACCCCGACACUUCUGUGGCAUCAACACAGUCUGACCUCCCACCUCAUGAUCACACAACUCACAGUUCUGUGUCGUUGUCUCAGCAUCCCUUGGCCCAGACUUCGGUCUUAUCUGAAAUAUCCGAGAGCAGCUGCUCCCAGUUCAGUUUGCAGGAUGACGGGGUAGAUGAAACCCUCCACUCGAGCGGUACUAACAAGCUGAUGGUGGCGCCCUCUGGUGGCAGGGAGUUGCAAUCUCCUGACAGACCCAACCAAUCUCCAACAGACGAGCCGUACUUUUUAAGCAAGCCUGUCGCUGCAGACCAACUUCUGGACCUUCUCCAGAAAGACGUUGUCGUGCCCAGCAGCAGCAGCAGUGCAGUCUCCUCUCAGAAGAGCUUGUCUGCUGCUUUUAGAGAAACGGAUACCUUCAAGACUACUGUGGACCACAGCACGACAACCAGACAAGGUCCCUCAGGUGAAGCGUGCGCUUCUCAAGGUCAGGCUUCAUUCCCUGAAGUCUGCAACGUUUCUAUGGGUUCACGCAGCACUCAGCCUGACGACAGCACUGAAACACUGCACAGAGAGCUGAUAGCGGAGACAACCAAACAUAGUGGACCUGAGCUCCUCUCUCAUCUACCACUGCAGAAAUCUGGUGACAAGUUCACUCCCAAACCUGCUGCCACGUCGACGGGUCAUCCCCGUGGCUUGCCCUGGACCGGCUCAGUUUUGACAGGGGCGCAGAGGUUUCAAAGAGCGCACGACCUCUGGUCUCCAGCCACCCAAACUGGGAUCGACGGGUCCUAUCUUGGCUUCCUUCCUCAGUCUCAGUCCACACCAGGGGUUUUUAAGCUGCCACUCAGAAGUGCCAAACCUACAGAAGGAAAACUGUCCGACAUUGAGUCUCAUCAAGAGGGCUCAGUGGAAUCCAGCAGCAAGGUCACACCAACCGCUCAGCGGCAUGAAGAGGAAGCGCCAUCCACCAGAGUCCGAUCCCUGCCAUCUCUGGAUUAUAAACAGAAAGUUGACGCAUGGAGGGAAUAUCACACUUCGGCCGAGCCGUCGCUGGUAGAUAGCUUGGCUUUGAAAGGCGUCCUCGGGACAUCCCCCAAAAGGAGAUCCUAUGAUGCUGUAUCUGCCUCUUUAGAUGGCAUUCUGAGUCAACAACAGCCUCCAGGGAUGAGGGAGAGCUCCUCUGCAGGUCACUCUGGAGCUUCUUCUCCAAGAAGGAUGGAUGCUGCUGAUGGCCUUGCAGUGAGGGACAGCACCAUAUCCUCAGCACAACCAUCUGCAUCUCCAUGUGGACGGUCCCAGUCCCACUCUUCGCUCAACACCGUUGUUAUGUCAACCCAGACGGAGCAGCAGCCAGAACUGGAAACCAGGGCGGCGGACGAGGCCCGUCAGCAGACGAGCGGCCCGGUGGAGCCGUCGCCCUCUUUUAACCUUGACCGCUUCAGCGACGUUUCUCUUGACAGGGAUCUAAUGCUGUCGCCUUCCCAAGACAGCUACAUUCACGAUGAAGUCAAGCUAGCGACUUCAGUCGGAGCCUCUUCUGUUGUCAGCCUUGAAGUUGAUAAUUACGCCCCCUACUGGACCUCCAAACCAUCAACACCUGCACCGCACCCCAGAGCUCCGGAGCUCAACAUUGAAGAACGAAUUCCGCUGUAUCUUCACAACCUGGGUAUUGACCAGUCGCCGUCAGCGAUACUGACACCUUUUGCACCCCGUGGACCAAUCAGAGAGCCUGAAUUCUCUCCCACUGAUCUCAGUACCAUCAAAGGAUCCAUUGGAACCCCAACCAGGAGUGCUCAACCUUCAGAAGGUGACAGUCCGUUGAAGGGGGAGUACUCCAGGGCCAGUGUUGUGUCAGCGGACUCCAGCAUCUCCGUACCCUUCAGUCUGGACAGCCUGGGUCCAGCUCUGUCUGCCCCGGAACAGCCCAGGGUUUCCUUGUCAUCCAGCACAAGCAGAGCUAGCCGCAGACUUGCAGCCUACUUCCAUGCAGAAUUAGAGCCUCAGCUGUCCAUAACUGAAAGCAGCCAGCGACUACCCAAGGACAGUGGUGAAGCCAGUGGCCAAAACAAGCUCGAACCUCCGUUUGCUCAGGACGCUGAAAGCAUUAACGGAGAUCUGAAUGCUACUUUAGUGGGAAGCAGUGGCCUGCAGACGUUGGAGGGACCACUAGCUUCCAGUGUUCCCACUGAAGUCCCCAUGCUCAAGAUCAGUAAAGAACCUUUGGAAUCCACUCGUCCUUCUUCUGCCCACACGUGGAGCAAGUCAUCAGAAGUACGGCGGCAGAGCUCGAUAGGUCAAGAAAGCCUAAGCUCCUCCAUUCAGCGGGGUUAUCCGUCCAACCCAGACACCUUUGUCUCUCCCCAGAGAGACACAGUUAUCCAAGGUGAGGUGUCCUCUCUAAACAUCUCCAAGGCAACCCGGCGGGCGGAGCCAGAGGGCUGCAGCGCCGCUCCCCUGGACGUGCCUCCACCUGUGGCACCAUCGUCCCUGAGCGCCGCAAGCUCCACUUCAGAAGUGCUGUCACAGCAAGAGACAGAGGUGACUCAAGAUCCACAGGAGGACGGCAGGUCCUCAGCCGUGCAGGUGGGGUCCGACCGCGUAGGCACCAGCGACGCAAGCAGCCAGAGCUCGCUGACGGUCAAAGUGGGGAAGCUGCUUCAGAUGGAAACCCCAUCCACGCUGACCACCAGCACCCCCAGCACCACCGACUUGGAGGACAGCAGGGUCAGAGACUGGAUCAAACUGAAGAAGUCCGGCCAGCUGUCAAAGCUGCCGGAGCUGGACCAGGAGGACCGCGAGCAGAUCGAGGAGAUCAAGAGAGAGCUGCUGCUGAAGAACCCUGGCAUGAAUGAGGCCAGCUCAGAUUCCGAGAGCCGCUCGACAUCCAGUGGAGGAGCCGUGACGGAAGACAGAGGCUCCACCUCUCGGCUUCUGAGUGCACAUCAGCCAGCCUCCGUGCCGCGUCCAAAUCUGGAGGCUCAGGUGCAGGAGAUUGCUGCCAGAGAAGGAGUGGCUCUCCGCAGACGGAGAGCUGAGGCCCACACGUCCAUCACGUCCCCGCCUUCAUCACCAAGUCCUCCUCAGAGUUGCACUUCGGAGCCGCUUCUGCUGACUGAACUGAGGACUGCAGCCCUCGGCUCAACUGAGGUGGAGAAGAGCAGCGUGCGAGGGGCAGGACGGGGCUCUGUCAGAGGUCAACCCGCUGCUGCCUCUCACGGCUCUGAAGAGCAGCUGGACGCUUCUUUUGCGGCUGGCCACCAGCCUGAGGCGGAACAGACCCAAGCCGUGAUCAUCCCCUCCACUGUCCCUGCGGCUGCUCAUCAUGACUUCAUCCCACUGAGGCCUGCUACAUCUUCUGUCAUCAGUCCAGACGAAGGUGUGGGUUUGUCCAGCCCACCCGAGUGGAACCAGGCCAGGCACCCCAGCAGAUCAGCGACCGGUGUUCAGGUCAGGGCUGACCUCCUGCAGCAGGUUCCUCACACAUCCUUGGAGACACCAGGUAGCAUUCCUUCAAGUCUCGCCUCACGAAAACACAAAAACUUACUUGCUUUGGUCGCCCCUCACUCAACAGCGCCACCUGUCCUGCUGCCAUAUAAACCUCAGGGAAGUGAAGAGCUCUUUUUCAUCCCACAAACGGAAGCUGACAUCUCGUCCACGUCAAUGGAGAGUUCGCACACAGGCUCCAACGAUGCCGUCCCGCCCCACUUCAGCAGCGACGUGCUAGGACACCAGGACCCGGGUCUGGACAGAGGAGUGACCAUCAGACACGCAGAGGGCAUCUACAGCAAGAGGCAGGGCGCCGGGAUGAUGGCGGCGGCCGCACACGGAGGGAGAAGCUCACAAACCACAGCCUUUGCAGCACCUCAGUGGUCCACUGAAAGGUCACAGGUCAAGCUCCAAGAAGCCCCGAGGCCCACUAAGGACCAGGGAACUAGUCCGAUCCAGUUCUUCCGCUCUGCGCCUGCGGGGACCAGACCAACUGUUGCAGUGAACCAGCACAGUCAUCAGGAGCAGGGCGCUAGUUUGGACCAGCUGUGGUCCAGGUUCUGUGAGCAGUGGAGCGCCCAAGAGUCCCGUCCCAUCAGGGACCGAGAGGCCUCGCUGCUGGACAGGAUGGAGCGACUGUCCCGUCUGAUCCAGGACAACAGGAGCUGGACGGGAGCGCGGCGUCAGCAGAGAGGAGCAGGGCGAGGGCUUCGCAGAGAGGCUCCAGAGGAGGACAGCCGCCUCUCCUCCAGCUUCUCGCAGGGUUCCUCCAACAGUCUCAGCAUCUGUCCUGCUGACCGAGACGAGUCCAGCACGACAGUGUCCACCGUGGACACGGCACGUCUGCUCCGAGCCUUCGGGGCCCACAGAGUCCAGCAGAUGAGGUCCAGCUCCAGUCUCAAUAGGCUCUACACCAGCAUCAGUAGGCAGCAGGGGGCGAGAGAGCGGGUUCUCGAUUCAUCCUCCAGCAGCAGCAUCUUGGAUUUGUCCCAUCAGAGACCCCCUCGAACCCUCGCAGCUAAGAAGACCGUGAGGAUGGUCAGCAGAGGAAUCCAGGCAGGCCACCUGGAGAUCGUCAGCAACGCCACACGGCGUCACACACGGGAUGUGGGAACCACGUUUCCGUCUCCCCCUGAAAACAUAGCGCCCCCACAGGUGGACUCCUCGUUGUGUGCCGAGCCUGACAGACCAGAGCCCAUGACGACCGGCAUCCUGAAGAGAAGGAGCAGACCUUCUGGACCUCGAGGAGUCACAUGGUUCAUCUCUGCCGGGGAGCUGAGGAGUGAAGAGCGGAAGGAGAACGAGUCGUCAUGGAGACCCGGCCCCUCCUGGUUUGAGCCCGUCAGAGCCGGCAGCUCACGGAGGGAGCCACUCAGACAAGUGCAGCAGAACCUGGAGGCCGAACCCAACCGUCCACCUGGAACUACGACAGGAUCUGAGCCAGUCUCUCUUCAGGAGUCUCUGCAGAUGCGUCGCCCGGCGUUCAUCGUCCAGUCCAGAGAGCGGAUGGUGCGACUGGCGAUGCAGGCGGAGGAGAGGAAGCUGUUUGACACCAUGAGCCGAGAGAGAGACCUGCUGCUGCAACGGACUGGUGAGCGCAAAGGUCCGGAGAGGAUUCCCAAACCAGCAGACGUCCCUGCGACCCGGCGGGCUGUUUCCAGGAAGGAGAUGAUCCAGAGGUCUAAACAGAUCUACGAGAGUCUUCCUGAGGUUCAGCGGAAGAAAGAAGAGGAGCGAAGAAGAGCGGCGUACAGAUCGUAUCGACUCAACGCCCAGAUCUACAACAAGAGAAUCACGAGUCGAGUCCUGGAAAGGAGAAGGUCAGCAUGGAAGUGAGGAUUUUAACGUCAAAUAAAGCAGAAUCAUGUUCAACAUUUUUGUUACUUUUCCAGUCAUGGCAGUGGCUUUUUUAGAUCCAAACCAUGUUUGUUUCAAUAAACAAACUUAGUGCGCA
Messenger RNA from Synchiropus splendidus (mandarinfish), 5898 nucleotides. RefSeq names its product ALMS1 centrosome and basal body associated protein (gene alms1). Bases 219 to 5780 code for a protein of 1853 amino acids. Gene Ontology annotation, biological process: regulation of centriole replication. The record is from RefSeq and is a predicted model, not a curated record. The transcript is spliced from 17 exons. NCBI's taxonomy places the organism in Eukaryota, Metazoa, Chordata, Actinopteri, Syngnathiformes, Callionymidae. Gene Ontology annotation, cellular component: centriole; cytosol; centrosome.